Molecule: messenger RNA, 258 nt
Organism: Perkinsus marinus ATCC 50983
Lineage: Eukaryota; Perkinsozoa; Perkinsida; Perkinsidae
Product: calmodulin, putative
Exons: 2
Coding region: 1-258 (85 amino acids)
Cellular component (GO): myosin II complex
Molecular function (GO): calcium ion binding
Source: RefSeq, a predicted model, not a curated record
AUGGCCGAUCAACUCACUGAAGAGCAAAUCGCCGAGUUCAAGGAGGCGUUCUCGCUGUUCGACAAGGACGGUGAUGGAACUAUCACUACCAAGGAACUUGGCACUGUGAUGCGAUCUCUAGGGCAGAACCCGACAGAGGCCGAGUUGCAGGAUAUGAUCAACGAGGUCGAUGCUGAUGGAAACGGUAGGCGUCUCGGUGGUUGUCGGUGGAAGGCUUAUGAACAGGCACGAUCGACUUCCCGGAGUUUCUGUCGUUGA